GGGAGAGGGGGUGGGGCAGGGGGCGGGGACAGGAUGCAAGCGAAGAGGAAAUCGGCGGCGCGACGCCCGCUGCUUAUUGGCUGGGGAGUCCGGGAGCCAGAAGCCCCGCCUCCCUAGCUGGGGUCACGUGAUCCCUUUCAAAGAUGGCCGCCCUGUUGUUUUGAUGAAUAAUACUUGGUGGGGCGAGGGGGUAAGAGUAGGGUUGGAGGGGUAGGAGGAUUUACGCUUACAGCGAGAGCUUCGCCAGUCCCAUCCCUCCCCUCCCCCCUUCCAGGGUUCUUGCGUGGAGGCGGGGCGAGCCUGGCCUGCUUUUUAGAGGGGAGGGGCUUCCCCGUACGGUGCUGGGCUCUGCCUGGGCUGGUGUAGGGUCGCCGCGCCUCGGGGGGCACCCAGUGUGCAGUGGAGCCGUUCCCGCCAGGGGCCAGGGGUGGGACCCGGAGCAGGGUCUGCGGGAGAAAAACGCAGCUGCUGCGUCACCGCCACGAAGACACGGCGCGCAGCGGGCACGAGCCGAGCUGGAGACCGCGCCGCACGCUCUGGGUAACCUGGGAAGCUGAAGGCAGUCAGUGGCGCCUGGAGAGGACCCCGUAGCAGUGGCCGUGGCCAGAGGCGCCAGCUCUGGGCGCUUGCAGCUGGAGGAGGCUGGGGCGGUCCGAGCGACCGAAGCCAAGGCGAUUCAGUGCCUCGUGUUCUUAGUUUUUAACCUCUGACUAUGCAAUUCUGAAACCUCCCCCACUGGGGGACCAGACAGCCCGAUAGAUACCUUCCACUCUCCUUUGCUCCCGCCCUGGUCUCAAGAACUGAAGGAUCUCUCUAACGCCUUUCACCAUUAAGAGGAAAGCGAUGGAGGAGCUGAGCGCUGACGAGAUACGACGGAGGCGCCUGGCACGACUUGCUGGUGGACAGACCUCCCAGCCGACCACCCCGCUUACGUCUCCCCAGAGAGAGAACCCUCCGGGACCUCCAAUAGCUGCAUCAGUCCCAGGCCCCUCCCAGAGUCUUGGUCUCAAUGUCCACAACAUGACCCCAGCUACCUCCCCCAUAGGUGCAGCAGGAGUUGCCCAUCGGAGCCAGAGCAGCGAGGGCGUCAGUUCUCUGAGCAGCUCCCCUUCCAACAGUCUUGAGACGCAGUCUCAGUCCCUGUCACGCUCCCAGAGCAUGGAUAUUGACGGUGUUUCCUGUGAGAAAAGCAUGUCCCAGGUGGAUGUGGAUUCGGGAAUCGAGAAUAUGGAGGUGGACGAGAACGACCGAAGAGAAAAACGUAGCCUGAGUGACAAGGAGCCUUCUUCAGGUCCUGAGGUGUCUGAAGAGCAGGCCUUACAGCUGGUCUGUAAGAUCUUCCGAGUCUCCUGGAAGGACCGCGACAGAGAUGUUAUCUUCCUUUCUUCUCUCUCUGCGCAGUUUAAACAGAACCCAAAAGAAGUGUUCUCUGACUUUAAGGAUCUGAUUGGGCAGAUUUUAAUGGAAGUGCUGAUGAUGUCCUCCCAGACACGAGAUGAAAACCCAUUUGCCAGUCUGACAGCCACAUCCCAGCCCAUUGCCACGGCAGCUCGGUCACCAGACAGAAGUCUCAUACUGAACACUGGCUCCAGUUCAGGAACAAGCCCCAUGUUCUGCAACUUGGGCUCCUUCAGCGCCAGCUCGUUGUCUAGUUUGGGAGCCUGUGCUGGAGCAAGUAACUGGGAGUCGUACAGUGACCGUUUCACCAUUGAGACCUGCAAAGAGACAGACAUGCUGAACUACCUCAUCGAGUGCUUUGACCGAGUUGGAAUAGAGGAAAAAAAAGCACCAAAGAUGUGCAGCCAGCCAGCAGUCAGCCAGCUUCUGAGUAACAUCCGCUCGCAGUGCAUCUCCCACACCGCGCUUGUGCUACAAGGGUCCCUUACACAGCCCAGGUCCUUGCAACAGCCGUCCUUCCUCGUGCCGUACAUGCUCUGCAGGAAUCUCCCGUACGGCUUCAUUCAAGAGCUGGUGAGGACCACUCACCAGGAUGAAGAGGUGUUCAAGCAGAUCUUUAUCCCCAUUUUACAAGGCCUGGCGCUUGCUGCCAAAGAGUGCUCCUUGGAUAGCGACUACUUUAAGUACCCCCUCAUGGCACUGGGUGAACUCUGUGAAACCAAGUUUGGGAAGACACACCCUGUGUGCAAUCUGGUCGCCUCUUUACCCCUGUGGUUGCCGAAGUCCUUAAGCCCUGGUUCUGGGCGGGAGCUGCAGAGACUUUCCUACUUAGGGGCCUUCUUUAGCUUCUCAGUCUUCGCAGAGGAUGAUGCAAAGGUGGUUGAGAAAUACUUCUCAGGGCCUGCCAUUACCCUGGAGAACACCCGCGUGGUCAGCCAGUCACUACAGCACUACCUGGAGCUGGGACGGCAAGAGCUUUUCAAGAUUCUACAUAGUAUUUUGUUAAACGGCGAAACCCGUGAAGCAGCUCUCAGUUACAUGGCGGCCAUUGUCAAUGCCAAUAUGAAGAAAGCCCAGAUGCAGGCAGAUGAUCGGUUGGUGUCUACAGACGGGUUUAUGCUGAAUCUCCUUUGGGUCCUGCAGCAGCUAAGUACAAAAAUCAAGUUAGAAACAGUCGACCCCACUUACAUAUUCCACCCGAGAUGUCGGAUCAACCUCCCGAAUGAUGAGACACGGAUAAACGCCACGAUGGAGGAUGUGAAUGAGUGGCUGACGGAGCUCUAUGGCGAUCAGCCUCCGUUUUCUGAGCCAAAAUUCCCUACGGAAUGUUUCUUUCUCACCCUGCAUGCACAUCACCUCUCUAUUCUGCCUAGUUGUCGUCGCUACAUUCGCCGACUCCGAGCCAUCCGAGAGCUCAAUAGAACGGUGGAAGAUUUGAAAAAUAACGAAAGCCAGUGGAAGGAUUCCCCACUGGCCACCAGACACCGCGAGAUGCUGAAGCGCUGUAAAACUCAGCUUAAGAAACUGGUACGGUGCAAGGCCUGUGCUGACGCUGGCUUACUUGACGAGAGCUUCCUAAGAAGAUGUCUGAAUUUUUAUGGCCUUCUCAUUCAGCUGAUGCUGCGCAUCCUGGACCCUGCAUAUCCUGACGUGACACUGCCUUUAAAUUCAGAAGUCCCCAAGGUAUUUGCAGCAUUGCCUGAGUUUUAUGUAGAAGAUGUUGCCGAAUUUUUAUUUUUUAUUGUUCAAUACUCUCCUCAGGUGCUGUAUGAGCCCUGCACUCAGGACAUUGUGAUGUUCCUCGUUGUCAUGCUGUGCAACCAGAACUACAUCCGGAACCCUUACCUGGUGGCCAAGCUGGUGGAGGUCAUGUUUAUGACCAACCCCUCUGUUCAGCCGAGAACUCAGAAGUUUUUUGAGAUGAUUGAGAACCAUCCUCUCUCUACCAAAUUGCUGGUACCUUCCCUCAUGAAGUUCUAUACAGAUGUCGAGCAUACUGGAGCCACCAGCGAGUUCUAUGACAAGUUCACAAUUCGCUAUCACAUCAGCACUAUUUUUAAAAGCCUUUGGCAAAACAUAGCUCACCACGGCACCUUCAUGGAGGAGUUCAAUUCUGGAAAACAGUUCGUUCGGUAUAUCAAUAUGCUGAUAAAUGACACGACCUUUUUACUGGACGAAAGUCUGGAGUCUCUGAAGCGGAUCCAUGAAGUGCAAGAGGAGAUGAAGAACAAAGAACAGUGGGACCAGCUGCCUCGGGAUCAGCAGCAGGCCCGGCAGUCUCAGCUUGCUCAGGAUGAGCGUGUUUCCCGUUCUUAUCUUGCCCUGGCGACUGAAACCGUGGACAUGUUCCAUCUCCUCACCAAACAAGUCCAGAAGCCGUUCCUGAGGCCAGAACUUGGUCCCCGACUAGCAGCCAUGCUGAACUUUAACCUACAGCAGCUCUGUGGACCCAAGUGCCGGGACCUGAAGGUGGAAAACCCAGAGAAGUAUGGUUUUGAGCCAAAGAAGCUGUUGGACCAACUGACGGAUAUUUACUUACAGCUGGACUGUGCUCGCUUUGCUAAAGCCAUCGCUGAUGACCAGCGAUCCUACAGCAAGGAACUGUUUGAAGAAGUCAUUUCAAAGAUGCGGAAAGCAGGAAUCAAAUCAACCAUCGCAAUAGAAAAGUUUAAGCUUCUUGCAGAGAAAGUGGAGGAAAUCGUGGCAAAGAAUGCGCGGGCAGAAAUAGACUACAGCGAUGCCCCAGACGAGUACAGAGACCCUCUGAUGGACACCCUGAUGACCGAUCCCGUGAGACUGCCCUCUGGUACCAUCAUGGACCGUUCUAUCAUCCUGCGGCAUCUGCUCAACUCCCCCACUGACCCCUUCAACCGCCAGAUGCUGACUGAGAGCAUGCUGGAGCCAGUGCCAGAGCUGAAGGAGCAGAUUCAGGCAUGGAUGAGAGAGAAGCAGAGCAGUGACCACUAAGGCCCCAUCGUGCUCCUCAGCUGGAAGCCGCCACGCCAGCCAGCCAGGCUAAAGCAGCAUCCGCCUGGAAGCGGCUGCUCCAACCUGUAACCACGUGUGGCCAGAUCCUGAGAACCCACCCCGCGUGACCAAACAGUGGAGAUCAGAGGGACAAGACUGAGAAGAGGAUUCCUGUACAUAUAUUUAAGUGACAACAGUCAAAGCGUGAGGGACGAGUUUUACGACGGCUUGUGUAGUAAAGCGCGCCCUUCGCCCGUCGCCACCUCGGGCUGUGGCAAGCGGAAGUGUUUAGUGGGUCUGGGCAGCUUCCCCCUGAGCUUACUUUUGUUUUGUUUUUCGAUGUGUCUAGAGAACUCGGACAUUUUGCUGCUAAAGAACCUCCCCCUCUCCCCCUACUUGCACUGCUGUGGGUUUUUUAAAGAAACAGAACCGAACUCCUUUCCCAGCCCUCCAAACGUGUAUUCUGUGAGAUUACUGUGCCUGCGACAAAGUGUUAAUCUUGGGAUCGUAUUUUUAUAUCACAUUCACACACUUGUUUUUUUAAUUGGUGUUAGAUGACAUGAUUAAUAAAAAAGGCAAGAUAUUUUCAGAAUUUGAAUUUCAGUUUUUUUUCUUUUGAAAUAGCCCUUUUAAAUUUUUUUUAUUAUAAACAAAAUGAAGAGAACCCUGUGGGCCUGGUCCUUCUACCAACCCUCAGUUAAGAUCCUGAGGAACAGUGCGGCAGCAGGCUGGCUGGAGUGGGUCAGGACUCAUGUGACUUACGGGGUUUGGGGGAGGCGAGGGUUGUGUUUUGUUGUUGUUGUUGUUUUGUUUUUUUUUUUUUUAAAAAAAUCCUAUGUGACAGUUCCAGUCCUCUGCCAUUAUCCUCUGAGGACGAAAAAGCUCCUCCGCCCUGGGUUCUUUUGUAUGCUGUGUCCUUUGGGGGUUUGGCUUUACCAAAGCAAAACAAAAAAACAAACAAAAAACAAAGAAAAAAAAUGGGUGCAAGAAAUGUGGAAAUCUGUCUGCUUGUUUACAUGCCUGGACAAAUACCACCACAUCGGCGCACGCGAGCAGAAGCCCUCUCUGUAUUACCGCUCCCUUCGCAACAUACUUGAAUUUUUGAAUUUCCUUUGGGGUGAAAAAGGAUUUUAAACCAUAAAGUGUUUUAAAGAAAUCUUCAGAAACAUCCUUUCUCCUCUUUUCCUUUCUCCUCUUCUCCACAGUCUGUGCUCUGUUCAGUUCCCAACACAAACGACAAUAAACGGUGAUGCCCAUUCGGAAGAAA
Grammomys surdaster is the source of this 5632-nucleotide messenger RNA. RefSeq names its product ubiquitination factor E4B (gene Ube4b). The record is from RefSeq and is a predicted model, not a curated record. Gene Ontology annotation, cellular component: ubiquitin ligase complex; nucleus; cytoplasm. The transcript has 27 exons. Lineage: Eukaryota; Metazoa; Chordata; Mammalia; Rodentia; Muridae. The coding region runs from base 844 to 4365 and encodes 1173 amino acids. Gene Ontology annotation, molecular function: ubiquitin-ubiquitin ligase activity. Gene Ontology annotation, biological process: protein polyubiquitination.